This is a messenger RNA of Daucus carota subsp. sativus, 1031 nucleotides long. RefSeq names its product ASI1-immunoprecipitated protein 1. NCBI's taxonomy places the organism in Eukaryota, Viridiplantae, Streptophyta, Magnoliopsida, Apiales, Apiaceae. Gene Ontology annotation, molecular function: RNA binding. The coding region runs from base 173 to 778 and encodes 201 amino acids. The record is from RefSeq and is a predicted model, not a curated record. The transcript has 3 exons.
UGUAAUUGGGCUUUAUGCAUAAACCCUAGUUUUUCGAAUUAAUUAAAUAUAUAAUAUCACAGCACAGAACAUUAUUAUUGAGUGAUGGGUUGUCUUUGAAACCUGAAUUUUGUUUCUCACUUGAUUGUGCUCUCAGAGUAGUUCAGAUCGAAUUUCUUUCUCGUUUACUGUUAUGGAAGCCUCGGAUGAUGCUGAAGCUGAAUAUGCUGCCUUUAAACAGAAGGUGAAAAAGACGGUUUAUAUUGACAACCUUUCACCUCUAGCAACUGAUGCUGUUGUGAAAACUGCACUGGGUCAAUUUGGAAAUGUUCUUAAUGUGCAAUUCAUUCCCAACUACAUUGGACCUAGUAAUAUGCCAGCUGCUGCUUUAGUGGAGAUGGAGAAUGAAAGGCAGGCUAUGAAAAUUAUAGAGGAAACCGCUGACUUUCCAUUCAUGAUAUCUGGGAUGCCAAGGCCUGUAAGGGCAUUGCCGGCUGAGAUGGAGAUGUUUGAUGAGCGCCCAAGGAGGCCAGGUAGAACAAUACAAUGUCAAUGGUUGGAAGAAAAGGAUCCUGAUUUUGAGGUAGCACAGGAGAUCAAAUAUCUUGUUAAGAAACAUGCUACUGAGGCUUCUCACUUGCUUAAGCAACAACUUGCAGAGGAAGAGAAACUUCAUAAUAAGCAUGGAGAAACCCUAAAAGCAAACCACAAGAAGUAUGAGCUGAUAGAUAGAGUUCUAGCUGAUGGAAGUGCUAGAAAGUUAGGGAACUGCUAUAACAUAAAGUUGCAAGAUAAUUAGGACUGGGUAUAUGUUAAAAUGUAUGUCGAGUAUGCGAUCUUGUUUUUAUGUCAAGUACAGUUGCAGUAGUCGCAUUAAAGUUCUAAUAUGCAAGGACUUGUUGGAGGUUUUCCUUGCAUAUCCGCAAUUUAUCCAACUAUUGGAAUCAGACAGAUGGACAGAUGAGCGCGGGGCCUAAGCUUUUGGGCUGCUGUUCUUUCUUGAAUGAUAUUUAGCUGACAAACUUAACAUAAUAUGAAACUUUUGGGUAUGA